Messenger RNA from Limulus polyphemus (Atlantic horseshoe crab), 668 nucleotides. Its product is annotated as UPF0488 protein CG14286-like. The record is from RefSeq and is a predicted model, not a curated record. NCBI's taxonomy places the organism in Eukaryota, Metazoa, Arthropoda, Merostomata, Xiphosura, Limulidae. The transcript is spliced from 5 exons. The coding region runs from base 71 to 610 and encodes 179 amino acids.
UAAUGAAUGGGAUUGUUCAUGCUAGUUUUGUAUUAAUGUGUCGUUCAUACAAGGCGAGAGGGGUCGUUAGAUGCGUUUGAAUGUCAGAAUGAGUACCAAUAAAAGGACAGAGAAAUCCAAGUCUGUGGAUCAAAUGGAAUACUUAAGAGCAAAAGAAGAGGAUUUUGUGGAGAAAUUUGAAGAGGAACUGUGUUGGUGUAUAAAUCAACUGCAGCUUUCCAUUGAAUCCAAAAAUGUGUCACAAAAACAGGUUGAAGACUCCAUCAAGAUGCUAAAGACACUUCAGAAUCCCAAAGCUCCAUUAAUUAAAAAACGACAAGUAAUGAGAGGAGCUUUUGGAGAUUACAGACUGAAAAUGAAAGAAGAUAAGAAAAAGUUUGGAUUUGACACAAAAAAGCUAAAGAUAGGAACCCCAAGAGAGGAACAACGGAAAGGAAAGUUUUUGAGAGUUUGUGCAUCUCGGAAAGAUAGUAAUAAAAAUUGUGAUAAUAAAACAGAUCAGUUUCAUUUCAUUCAAUCAGAUAACAGCUUUAGGUUUCAGUUCUCUCUACCAGAGAAUGAAAUUGAAAAUACAGUUUUUACAGAAGAUAAAAAAGAUGGUGCUUUAUGAUUAUGUAUAAACUGUCAAUAAAUCUUGUAAAUAUUGUAUUUGCAGUAUUUUAUAAUUA